Trichophyton verrucosum HKI 0517 is the source of this 1101-nucleotide messenger RNA. RefSeq lists its product as uncharacterized. Gene Ontology annotation, molecular function: saccharopine dehydrogenase (NAD+, L-lysine-forming) activity. NCBI's taxonomy places the organism in Eukaryota, Fungi, Ascomycota, Eurotiomycetes, Onygenales, Arthrodermataceae. Gene Ontology annotation, cellular component: cytoplasm. The transcript is spliced from 8 exons. The coding region runs from base 1 to 1101 and encodes 366 amino acids. The record is from RefSeq and is a predicted model, not a curated record.
AUGGCUCCAACAGUACUUCACCUUCGUGCCGAAGACAAGCCCCUCGAGCAUAGAUCAGCUCUUACCCCUUCCACAACCAAGGCUCUCAUCGCGGCCGGCUACAAAGUCAAUGUUGAGCGUUCUCCUACAUCUGCCAUUCGCAAGCGAAUUUUCGAUGACUCCGAGUUUGAGAAAGCCGGUGCUACCCUUGUUCCGGAAGGUAGCUGGGUUGAUAUCCCCUCCGACCACCUUGUCAUUGGGUUGAAAGAGCUUGAUGAGACCAAGGAUUUCCCUCUCAAGCAUUCGCACGUUACCUUUGCACAUUGUUUCAAGAACCAGGGCGGUUGGGAGAAGGCCCUUGGACGAUGGAGCAGGGGUGGCGGCUACCAUGCCGGAUUUGCUGGAGCUGCUCUCGCUAUUAAGACUUGGGCCUGGCAGCUAGAGCAUCCCGAUGGUACUCCACUCCCAGGAGUUGAUGAAUUUACUGAUGGAAGAGGUUACUAUUCCAGCGAAGAGGAGAUGCUGGAGCAGAUUCGCGGUGAUGUUGUCAGGGGUGAGAAAAUUGCUGGACGACGACCUCAGAUCCUAGUCAUUGGUGCACUUGGACGCUGUGGAAGGGGUGCCGUUGAUGCUUGCGUCAAGUCUGGAUGCGAAGAUAUUCUUCGAUGGGACAUGGCCGAGACUGCAAAGGGUGGGCCCUUUACAGAGAUUGUCGAAGCUGACAUCUUCAUCAACUGCAUUUAUCUCAGUGAGAAGAUUGCACCGUUUGUUGAUAUGAACAGUUUGAAAGCCCCAAACCGCAGACUCUCCGUUGUCUGCGAUGUUUUCUUACAAUUUUCAACCGCGCAGAGCUGCGAUACCUCGAACCCAAACAACCCAAUUACAUUCGAUAAGCCCACUAUCCCCGUUAGCGUCUCUAAUCCACCUCUCAGCGUGAUCUCGAUCGACCACCUACCCAGUCUUCUUCCAGCCGAAUCUUCUGAUGCAUUCUCCAACGAUCUGCUUCCUUCCAUGCUUGAAAUCCAAAACCGAGCUUCUCAUCCUGUUUGGCAGCGUGCGGAGAAGCUUUUCAGGCAGAAGGUUGCUACUCUUCCUGCCGAGCAACAGAAGGUUGAGCAGUAA